AUGGAAAAGAACACGCAUCAUUCUCCUCUAUUUGAUUUAAAUGAGGAUGCUCCAAUUCAAGAUCAUUCUGGGAAUAGCAUGGAACGACAUGAGGAAAUUGACACUGGUGUGGUUGAGUCACGUCGAUAUAGCAUGGCUCUAAAUUCUAGCUAUAAUGGCUUAAUUGAAGGUGAGCCACUUCCAAAAAGAAAGCGUAAGGAAACAACACAUUGGACAGUAGAUGAACAUAGGUUAUUUUUGAAGGGGCUACACGAAUAUGGUAAAGGUCGUUGGAAAGAUAUUUCAAAAUAUGUUGUAUUGACAAAAACUUCAACGCAAGUUGCUAGUCAUGCUCAAAAAUUCUUUAUCCACCAAAAUGGCACAAAAAGAGCGCAGAGCAAGAGAAAAAGUAUUCACGACACAACUUCAAACAUUAGUAAUAGUGAUAUAGUGGUUGCUCUCCCUAUUUAUCAACAACAAGCUAAUAUUUGUCCAGUUGAACAACAACAUAAGAUUACUCUUCAAGAAACAACCUUAAACAACAAUGACAUAAUAGUCACUCCUCUGGUUGAACAAUCAAAUGAGAUUCCUCCUUUUGAAACAACCUUAAACAACAAAGACAAAUUACUUACUCCUCUGGUUGAACAAUCAAAUGAGAUUCUUCCUUUUGGAACAACCUUAAAUGACAACAAUGACAGUGAUUACUCAAUCCCUUCUCCUACGAAGUCAUAUCAAGAUAUGCAACAAAGAGAAAAACAUCAAAUUCAAACUAUGUGUUUGAUUCAGGCAAUCAAUCUUACGCCUCGGGAUAUGAAGAAUGUUGCUAAGAUGUGCAACUUGUUGGAAAAGAUCUUAAAAAGUUGA
Messenger RNA from Vicia villosa (hairy vetch), 843 nucleotides. RefSeq lists its product as uncharacterized. Lineage: Eukaryota; Viridiplantae; Streptophyta; Magnoliopsida; Fabales; Fabaceae. Bases 1 to 843 code for a protein of 280 amino acids. Gene Ontology annotation, molecular function: DNA binding. The record is from RefSeq and is a predicted model, not a curated record. The transcript has 2 exons.